Staurois parvus is the source of this 972-nucleotide messenger RNA. Lineage: Eukaryota; Metazoa; Chordata; Amphibia; Anura; Ranidae. The record is from the annotation of a GenBank genome assembly.
GUUGCUCAGAACAGUGAAAAGCUUCAAGACAGCCCCUGUGUUUUUGUCCUUUCACCAAGACAAGUCGACCUGAUAAAGAAUUCAAGAGAUUUACACCCUGGCACUAAAUCUGUUCAAGUGGUUUUGAGGAUUUGUUAUACAGACACCAGCUGCCCACAGGAGGAUCAGUACCCGCCUAAUAUUGCUGUAAAGGUUAAUCACAACUAUUGUUCUGUACCGGGUUACUAUCCCUCCAAUAAACCUGGUGUUGAACCCAAACGACCAUGCAGACCCAUAAACCUCACUAAUCUUAUGUAUCUGUCUUCAGCUAGCAACAGAGUGACGGUAACUUGGGGAAAUUAUGGCAAGAGUUACUCUGUCGGCUUGUAUCUGGUAAGGCAAAGAACCUCAUCUGAACUCCUCCAGAGACUGAAAACUAUUGGAGUGAAGCAUCCGGAACUGUGCAAGACUCUGGUGAGAGAGAAACUGUGUUUGGAUCCUGACAGUGAAAUUGCCACUACGGGGGUUAGAGUGUCUCUUAUUUGCCCGCUUGUCAAGAUGCGCCUGACUGUACCCUGUCGAGCAGAGACCUGUGCUCACCUCCAGUGCUUUGAUGCAGUGUUUUAUUUACAAAUGAAUGAAAAGAAACCAACAUGGACUUGCCCAGUGUGUGACAAGCCUGCUCAAUAUGAUCAGCUUAUAAUAGAUGGUCUUUUGUCCAAAAUCCUUAGUGAAUGUAAGGAUGCAGAUGAGAUAGAGUUUUUGGUGGAUGGUUCUUGGCGCCCAAUAAAGGCAGAAAAAGAGAGAAGCUGCAGUCCGGUCUGUCCUGUUCUUGAAAUAGGUAUUUGCACGUGCAUGUUCCCUCACCGUUUUUCUAUUUUUUUUUUGUUUUUUUUGGCCAGCUCUUCAUAUUUUAUCUCUAAAAACAGCCCGUUUUUGAACAGUUAUCUAAAUGUUACUAAUGACCCUUUACUGUCUACCAGGAUCUCCUGA